CACGGUAUUUAUAACAUCCACCCUCGGGGACACGCAUCGGACACUGGCUUUCACUGGUGCAUAUUCUUUUGUGGGACAAUGUUCUUCGUAACUUGUGCGUUUGGUUAACUGUUUAUAUGCUUUCCAGUUGACUUAUGAUUUGAGGUGCAUGUUAAUACAGAAGAUUGUUGUGCCGUUCUGGGUUUCGGAAGGGCUUCUUCAGAGGGACUCUGCCCGAAGCGCGAUUCUGAGGAUUUAUUUUAUUUACGAUGUUCUGAGAGAAGGCUUUGAUUGUAAUAUAAAACUGUGCAUACUUGAAUGUGAGACACUAUUAUGCAUAGUUGACCACCAUAUGCAUUGUAAGGAAAAGGAAGAUAAUCUACUGCAACUGAUUUUAGAGAGAGGAGGAGGUGGGGUGGAUUGUUAGAUAAGAGGGAUUCUUUCGAGUGAUUUUGUAAGGGGCUCAGCCAGGACAUGUGAGAAGAACAAAACCAUACCCCUCACUGACGGCUGAGAGCGGACACCGGACACACGCACCUGUCUGUCCACUGUCACACGGUGGCACAUGUUGGUUUGUUGUUGUCUGGUUUUCUCUCCAGGAGACAAACACGCACACUGCGAUUGCGUGCAGGCAGGCUACUACUAUAGACUAUAGCCUAGUGAUUUACAGCCUUUUGUUGGCUAUAGUGAUUCGGUUUAUUUUUGUCCAGCCUAUAGCCUAGUACAAUAGGAGACACUUGGACCAAAAUAUAUUCGUUUUUUCUUUUUCAUUUAUUUAUCCAGAUCACUUUAAUCUCAGAUUAAAUCUAUUUUGCAAAAGAGACUUGGUCAAAUAGCAGCAAUAGGGCAAAUGUCUAAUUUAGAUUAAAAUAAUAUAUUUUUCAAAAGAGCAUUGAAUUGAUUGAAAAUGAAUUUUGACGAGAUUCUAACAGCUGUAGGAGGGUUUGGAAAGUACCAGAAGAUUCUGUACGUGUGGAUCUGUCUCCCUCAGAUCCAACUGGGUUUUCACAUGAUGGCCAGCAUCUUUACCGGGGCUACACCAGGACAUCGCUGCCGGGUCAGCCCGAGCUCAGCCCCCGGUAAUAACGUUCAUAACGGUAGCAUGGCCUUGACUUCAUCCGUUACUGUUACCGCAAACCUGAACCUCAGCAUCCCGGUGGACCCACAGGUGGACGACUCCUGCUUCCUCACGGACAUUCUAAUAGAGAACGGGACUGCGCGCGCGCCUUGCAAGUACGGAUGGGUGUACAGCCAGGAGAUGUAUCAAAGCACUACCGUCACCGAGUGGGACUUGGUGUGUGACAAGGCAUGGCUCAACAGUCUGGGGUCUUCUGUCUAUAUGUUAGGUCUUCUGGUGGGAGCAGUCCUCUUUGGAGCUAUGGCAGACAGGUUUGGUAGGAGGUAUGCCCUGCUCCUCUCCCUAGCACUACAGACAGUGUUUGGAGUGGCUGUGGCUUUCGCUCCAAACUUCCCUGUGUAUGUCCUACUGCGAUUUAUAGUGGGGACUACUAUCUCUGGAGUCAUCAUCAACGCCUUCGUACUGGGUACGGAGUGGACGUGUACCCAGCGUCGUAUGUUAGCUGGUGUCUUCACUGACUACUUCUUUGGCCUGGGCUACAUACUAAUAGCUGGACUAGCCUACCUCAUACGAGACUGGAGGAAACUACAGCUGGCUAUAUCUGUUCCUGGCUUUCUGUUCAUCUUCUAUAUAUGGGUGCUUCCUCAGUCAGCUAGGUGGUUGCUAGCCAAUGACAGGAGAGAGGAGGCCAUUGUUCUACUACGCAAAGCUGCUACAGUCAACGGACGUGUAUUUCCACCUACUGUACAGGUACCACACAGACACGUCUUGUGUUUUUCACAAAGGAGUCACUCAGCUGCAGAUCUCCUUAGAACACCCCAGAUGAGGAAAAGAGCUCUCAUCCUUUUCUAUGUCUGGUUUGUGAAUGUAUUGGUGUAUUAUGGCCUGUCGCUAGGUGUAGCUAAACUGGGCUCAGACCUCUACCUGACUCAGUUCAUCUUUGGAUUGGUGGAGAUCCCUGCCAGGUCAUUGGUCCUCCUGUUCCUCCCCUGGAGCAGACGCCUAUCCCAGAGUGGCUUUCUGGCCCUGGGGGGCGUGGCCUGUCUGCUCACUCUAACUGUACCUACAGACCAUCCCAACCUGUUAACAGGUCUAGCCAUGGUAGGAAAGUUUGGUAUCACUGCUUCCUUCGCUGUUAUCUAUGUCUACACUGCUGAGAUCUUCCCUACUGUACUACGGCAGACAGGGAUAGGUGUGUCCAGUAUGUUUGCUCGUGUAGGGGGUGUGUUAGCCCCCCUUAUCAACAUGCUCCAUACCAGAAGCCCCUCUCUGCCCAUGCUCAUCUUUGGCUCCGCCCCCCUGCUUGGCGCAGUUCUGGCCCUGGCACUGCCAGAGACUGCUAACAGACCGCUACCGGAUACCGUGGAAGACGCAGAGAACUGGGAUACUAGGUUUCCUCCAAAGAAGGACCAAGAAGAGGACAUUAGCCAAUCAGCAAGCAGCACAGAGGGGCAGGAACUACAGCGCCUAGCAACGGAGUCCUAACCACACACACACAUCCCAGCAACCCUCACACAAACACAGAGAGUAGAAUCUACAUGAUGCAACCUCUCAAUCAUUACAAGAUUCAGAACCACAUACCAU
Messenger RNA from Coregonus clupeaformis (lake whitefish), 2641 nucleotides. Its product is annotated as organic cation transporter protein. The transcript has 10 exons. NCBI's taxonomy places the organism in Eukaryota, Metazoa, Chordata, Actinopteri, Salmoniformes, Salmonidae. Gene Ontology annotation, molecular function: transmembrane transporter activity. Gene Ontology annotation, biological process: transmembrane transport. Gene Ontology annotation, cellular component: membrane. The record is from RefSeq and is a predicted model, not a curated record. Bases 887 to 2542 code for a protein of 551 amino acids.